AACCGUUGCAGCGUACUAGAGCUCUUCAUUAUCCUACCUCAAAUCGAAGCUUAGCACAGAACUAAUCGGUUCAUGGCCGACGCGCCGAGCCUUCUCAGUCUGCCUAGACUCGCAACUCUGCUCACAUCUCUAUUGGUUGCCUUGAGUUCCGGAACAAACUAUGUCGUUUCCGCAUACGCACCACAGUUAGGAUCCCGCCUGCACCUCUCACAUACGCAAUUGAACCUCGUAGCCCUCUCAGGGAACGUGGGCGUGUACACUAGCGGUCCCGUAUGGGGCAAGCUAGUUGACUCACGCGGGCCUCAGAUACUCCUCAUCGGCGCCUUCGUGUGCCUGCUAGCGGGUUACUCAGGGAUUCGCAGUCUGUACGAUGCGGGGCUCGACGAAGGGGAGAGACUCAGCAAUAUGCAUCUGUCGCUCAUGAUCCUCUGCGGGUUCCUCACUGGCCUCGGAGGCAAUGCAGGCUUGACGAGCGCGAUCAACUCGACGGCGAAGAGCUUCCCCGACCGUCUGCGCGCGACUGCCGUGGGGGUCGUCAUCUCUGGCUUCGGCCUCUCCGCGUUCUUCUUCACGUCCCUCUCGCACAUCUUUUUUCCCGGAGACACGUCGCGGUUCCUGCUCAUCCUGGCCCUCGGGACCUCCCUUCCUAUGAUCCUUGGCUUUUUCUUCAUCCGUCCGAUCCCCCUGCCCGCCGGCGACGACACGCACACGCUCGAGCACGGCGCGGCAGACCAAUACCAACGGCUCUCAACGAACGAGACCGCAGGCGUCGGGCGCGCGCUUUGGACAUCAGGGGACUUUUGGUUGAUGUUCAGUAUCUGCAUGCUGCUGAGCGGCACAGGUCUUAUGUACAUCAACAACGUAGGAUCGAUCUCGCAAGCCCUGUACACCAAAGACAACACGUCCUACGACGAAGUCGCCGCGGCUGCGUUCCAGGCGGCCCAGGUCUCCAUGAUCAGCAUCAUGAACUUCAUCGGGCGCAUCCUCGUCGGCGUCGCCGCGGACUUCACAAAGUCGCGCCUGCACUAUCCGCGCUCGGUCUGCAUCACGGCCGUCGCAGGCCUGUUCGUGCUCUCGCAGGCCAUCACGCUCGGCAUGGACGACGUGCGGCACCUCUGGCGCGCGAGCGCACUGCUCGGGCUCGCGUACGGCAGCAUGUUCGGGCUGUUCCCCACGAUCUGCAUCGAGUGGUUCGGCCUCGCGCAUUUCUCGGAGAACUGGGGAUACGUCUCGCUCUCGCCCGUCAUCGGCGGGAACCUCUUCUCUCUCGCCUUCGGGCGCAACCUCGACGCGCACGACUCGCCGCGCGCCUCCGCGCCCGCGAACGCGACGCUGCUCCCCGCCGAUGCGCCUUCGAGUUUGCGGCUGAUGCGCCGCGCUGGGCUGCCGUCCGCGCACCAGUGCCUCGACGGCCGGGACUGCUACGUCGCGUCGCUGUACCUCACUCUCGGCGCGUGCGUCGUCGCGCUGGGGCUCAGCGUGUGGGCGGGCUGGAGAGACACCAGGGACCGCAGGGCGCGCGGACCGGAAGUCCUGGUGGAAGAGGUCGUAUGGGAGGUCCCCGGCGCCGAGGAGUAGAUUAUUUCGAUUCGAGUCGAUUUGUGUAAUGCGUGUAUUUGUUGGGUCCAUAGAGUAUUUCAUAAAGGACAUUGUUCAUCGUUCCCC
Molecule: messenger RNA, 1665 nt
Organism: Heterobasidion irregulare TC 32-1
Lineage: Eukaryota; Fungi; Basidiomycota; Agaricomycetes; Russulales; Bondarzewiaceae
Product: MFS monocarboxylate transporter
Exons: 8
Coding region: 73-1578 (501 amino acids)
Biological process (GO): transmembrane transport
Cellular component (GO): membrane
Molecular function (GO): transmembrane transporter activity
Source: RefSeq, a predicted model, not a curated record